Messenger RNA from Neomonachus schauinslandi (Hawaiian monk seal), 1608 nucleotides. It is a transcript of the gene ESR2, whose product is annotated as estrogen receptor 2. The coding region runs from base 16 to 1608 and encodes 530 amino acids. NCBI's taxonomy places the organism in Eukaryota, Metazoa, Chordata, Mammalia, Carnivora, Phocidae. Gene Ontology annotation, molecular function: zinc ion binding; steroid binding; nuclear estrogen receptor activity. The record is from RefSeq and is a predicted model, not a curated record. Gene Ontology annotation, biological process: estrogen receptor signaling pathway; cellular response to estradiol stimulus; regulation of DNA-templated transcription. The transcript has 8 exons. Gene Ontology annotation, cellular component: nucleus.
UUACCUGUUCAAGACAUGGAUAUCAAAAACUCACCAUCUAGCCUUAACUCUCCGGCUUCCUACAACUGCAGUCAAUCUGUCCUACCCAUGGAGCACGGCCCCAUAUAUAUACCUUCCUCCUAUGUAGAGAGCCACCAUGAAUAUUCCGCCAUGACAUUCUAUAGCCCCGCUGUGAUGAAUUACGGUAUUCCCAGCAGUGCCAGUAACUCAGAAGGUGGGCCUGGUCGACAGACCACAAGCCCAAAUGUGUUGUGGCCAACUCCUGGACACCUCUCUCCCUUAGCCAUCCAUUGCCAGUCGUCACUUCUGUAUGCAGAACCUCAAAAGAGUCCUUGGUGUGAAGCAAGAUCACUAGAACCCACCUUACCUGUAAACAGAGAGACACUGAAAAGGAAAGUUAGUGGGAGCAGUUGUGCCAGCCCUGUUACUAGUCCAAGUUCAAAGAGGGAUGCUCACUUCUGUGCAGUCUGCAGCGAUUACGCAUCUGGAUAUCACUAUGGAGUCUGGUCGUGUGAAGGAUGUAAGGCCUUUUUUAAAAGAAGCAUUCAAGGACAUAAUGAUUACAUUUGCCCAGCUACAAAUCAGUGUACGAUAGAUAAGAAUCGACGCAAAAGCUGCCAGGCCUGCCGACUUCGGAAGUGCUAUGAAGUGGGGAUGGUCAAGUGUGGCUCCCGGAGAGAAAGGUGUGGGUACCGUGUUAUGCGAAGGCAGAAAAGUUCGGAUGAGCAGCUGCACUGCCUGAGCAAAGCCACGAAAAAUGGUGGACCUGUGACCCGAGUGAAGGAGCUGCUGCUGAGCGCCCUGAGCCCGGAGCAGCUGGUGCUCACGCUACUGGAGGCGGAGCCGCCCCACGUGCUCGUGAGCCGCCCCAGCACGCCCUUCACCGAGGCCUCCAUGAUGAUGUCCCUGACCAAGCUGGCCGACAAGGAGCUGGUGCACAUGAUUGGCUGGGCCAAGAAAAUUCCAGGCUUUGUGGAGCUCAGUCUCUACGACCAAGUGCGCCUCUUGGAGAGCUGCUGGAUGGAGGUGCUGAUGGUGGGGCUGAUGUGGCGCUCCAUUGACCACCCGGGCAAGCUCAUCUUUGCUCCAGACCUCGUUCUGGACAGGGAUGAGGGGAAAUGCGUAGAAGGAAUUCUGGAAAUCUUCGACAUGCUCUUGGCAACAACUUCAAGGUUCCGUGAGUUAAAACUCCAACACAAAGAGUAUCUCUGUGUCAAGGCCAUGGUCCUCCUCAACUCCAGUAUGUACCCUUUAGCUGCGGCAACCCCAGAGGCUGAGAGCAGCCGGAAGCUGACCCACUUGCUGAACGCAGUGACCGACGCUCUGGUCUGGGUGAUUGCCGAGAGCGGGAUUCCCUCCCAGCAGCAGCCCGUGCGCCUGGCUAACCUCCUGAUGCUCCUUUCUCACGUCAGACACGCCAGUAACAAGGGCAUGGAACACCUGCUUAACAUGAAAUGCAAGAACGUGGUCCCAGUCUACGACCUGCUGCUGGAGAUGCUGAAUGCACACACGCUUCGCGGGUACAAGUCCUCGCUCACCGGGGCCGAGUGCAGCCCAGCAGAGGAGAGUAAGCACAGGGAGGGCUCCCAGAAGCCCCUGUCUCAGUGA